Messenger RNA from Geodia barretti, 1308 nucleotides. NCBI's taxonomy places the organism in Eukaryota, Metazoa, Porifera, Demospongiae, Tetractinellida, Geodiidae. The record is from the annotation of a GenBank genome assembly.
AUGAACUUCUCUGAGAGUUUUUCGGCGUCUAGAGCACUUGUGGCCUACUCUUCUGAUGGUCUUCUCCUAGCCAGCUGUAGUCAGCACCGUCUGGUGGUCCGCGACGUGUCUUCUCUGCAAAUCAUGCACCUCCACACGUGUUUGGAGCCUGUUCAACAACUUCUGUGGUCGCCCGACUCUCUCUUCAUCCUCACAGCCAUGUUCAAGAGAGGCAUCGUCCAGGUGUGGUCAAUAGAGCAGCCUUCGUGGACCUGUAAGAUAGAUGGCGGACUGGCUGGUUUGACGUGGUGUUGGUGGGCCCCAGACAGCAGACAUCUGCUGACACUGGCCGACUUCUCUCUCCACCUCACUCUCUGGUCUCUGGUCAGCAAGUCAGUCUCCCUCAUCAAGUACCCAAAACUUGCACAGGCUGGCCUUGAUUUCUCCCCCGAUGGCUCCUACAUGGCUCUUGCCGAGCGAAGAGAUUGUAAAGAUGUGCUCAGUGUUUUUGAGUGCAGUGGCUGGCAGCUGGUGCAGCAUUUCCCGGUGGCCACCCAGGAUCUGGCAGGCCUAAGCUGGUCCCCUGACGGAGGUCUCCUGGCAGUCUGGGACUGUGUACUGGACUAUAAGGUCCUCCUCUACAGCAUGGACGGACGUUGCCUCGCCACUUACUCGGCAUAUGAACAUGCACUGGGAGUAAAGACAGUGACUUGGGCUCCGUCUGGCCAGUUUCUGGCCAUUGGAAGUUUUGACGAGAAGCUGCGAGUGUUGAACCAUCUCACAUGGCGGACGGUUGCUGAGCACUCUCACCCUGCCAGUGUCGACAGAGCUGGUGCAGUUGUGUACCAGGAGGUGGAAAAUGGAGCUGUCCCUCUCGCCCGCUCCCUGCCUGCCCGACAGAGCCACUUCGAGACUCCUCCGCUGCCUGUAGCUGUCCAAUCCUCUCGACCUAACCCUGAGAAACCCAACCCUCAUCUUGGAGUGGGUGUGGCUUCCUUCUCCCCCGACUCUCGCUACCUUGCCACCAGGAAUGACAACAUGCCCACUGCAGUGUGGGUGUGGAGCAUGGAGGAGCUGCGACUGACUGCCCUUCUUCUCCAGACGUCUCCGGUGAAGGACAUCAGCUGGGACCCCACCCAGCCCCGCCUUGCCAUUGCCACUGGCAACAGCAGACUCUAUCUAUGGUCCCCUGCUGGUAGUGUGAGUGUGUGUGUUCCCGGAAACCCUCCUUCCUCUGUGACACGCCUCGCCUGGCACCCUUCUGGGACAUCACUAGUACUCCUCUCCUCAUCCCACUUCUGUGUCUGUUAUCUCUCUGACAACAACUGA